Chilo suppressalis (striped riceborer) is the source of this 3103-nucleotide messenger RNA. The record is from the annotation of a GenBank genome assembly. NCBI's taxonomy places the organism in Eukaryota, Metazoa, Arthropoda, Insecta, Lepidoptera, Crambidae.
GACAUCUAUGGAUCUCCCCCCGGACAAAAUGAAACUUCUGCGCAACUAUGACCUGGAAAAAAAGUGGGAGAUCAUCUGCGACCAGGACAUGGUGCAGGCUAAGGACUCCCCCACUCACUACCUCAACAAAUUGCGCACAUACCUUGACCCUAAAGCUUCCAGGAGUCACAGGAAAAGGAAAAUGGUCGGCGAUUCAACAUCGACCCAAGUUCUUAGGGAUUUGGAGAUAUCUUUGCGGACCAAUCACAUAGAAUGGGUUCGAGAAUUCCUGAACGAACAGAACCAGGGCCUGGACGUGCUCAUCGACUACCUGAGCUUUAGGCUGAGCAUGAUGCGGCAUGAGCAACGGAUAGCCCUCGCCAGGAGUCAGUCCAGCGAUGGAAUCAACCAAACCAACACGACAUCAUCCGAUUGCGCGAGCGCCGUCGACGCGGGCUCCACUUUGAACGCGUCGUGGCGUCGCCGCGCGCGCAGCACCGACGCGGAACUAGAGGGCGCCGGCAGCCCCGCGGUCGCGCGUCGACGUACUCGCCACGCGGCGCGCCUCAACAUGGGCGCCUCUACUGACGACAUACACGUGUGCAUCAUGUGCAUGCGUGCCAUCAUGAACAAUAAGUACGGCUUCAACAUGGUGAUCCAGCACCGCGAAGCCAUCAACAGCAUCGCGCUCUCUCUAGUCCACCACUCGCUCCGCACGAAAGCUUUAGUACUGGAACUGUUAGCUGCCAUCUGUUUAGUCAAAGGCGGCCACCAGAUCAUCCUGUCGGCCUUCGACAACUUCAAGGAGGUAGUCGGCGAGCCCAGAAGAUUCCAUACCCUGAUGGAGUACUUCAUGAACUACGACCAGUUCCACAUAGAGUUUAUGGUGGCAUGCAUGCAGUUCGUGAACAUCAUAGUACAUUCUGUUGAGGACAUGAACUUCCGGGUGCACCUUCAAUACGAAUUCACGGCGCUCAAACUGGACGACUAUCUUGAACGGUUGCGGCACUGUGAGAGCGAAGACCUACAGGUUCAAAUCUCGGCGUAUCUAGACAAUGUGUUCGACGUGGCUGCGCUCAUGGAGGACAGCGAAACGAAGACGGCCGCGCUAGAGAAGGUCAACGAACUGGAGGAUGAGUUGGGACAUGCACAUGAAAGGCUAGCAGCGCUAGAAAGGGAAGCUAUAGCAAAACUCGGGACGCUUGAAGCGGAGUUAGCACAAGCGCGAGCCGAACGAGACCAACUCGCUGAAGCGAGACGGCAAGUCGUCGAAGAGGUGUCCACGUUAAGGCGAGCGCAGCAGGACUCAAGAAAUAGACAAUCAAUGCUCGAAUCGAAAGUUCAGGAGUUAGAAUCUCUCACUAAGUCACUACCAAGAGGGGCGUCGAUGGGUGCGAUAUCCUCGCACGCGCUAUGCAACGGCACGAGCAACGGUCACGCGAGCCCCUCCGGCGAGCGGUUGCUUAGCAACGGUCACGCGUCGCCCCCCGCGCCGCCCCCACCCCCGCCCCCCGCCGGCCCGCCCGCGCCCCCCGCGCCGCCCCCACCCGCGCCGGCGCUGGCGCCCCCACCGCCACCGCCCCCGCCGCUACUCACUGGUGGUAUGGCUCCCCCUCCCCCUGCACCGCCUGCGCCCGGACUAAUGCCGCCUCCCAUGCAGCACGACGCCAUGACCAUCAAGCGGAAGGUCGAUACCAAGUACAAACUGCCUACGCUCAACUGGAUCGCGCUCAAGCCCAAUCAGGUCCGCGGUACGAUAUUCAACGAGCUGGACGAAGAACGCCCCAGGCGGCGGAUUAACUUCAGCGAGUUCGAAGAAAGAUUCCGAAUAGGUGGCGUCUGCGCAACCGCCGAUAGCUGCGACUCAGAUACGCUCGCAUCUUUUCCUAGCAAGAGGUUCCGUCGCCCCGAUACCGUCAGCCUGCUUGAACACACUCGAUUGCGUAAUAUCGCGAUAUCGAGGAGAAAACUAGACACGCCCGUAGAGAAAGUGAUCGCUGCCAUCAACAACUUGGACCUCAAACAGUUACCGUUAGAAAGCGUGGAGAUACUCCAGCGGAUGGUGCCCACUGAGACUGAACAGAAGGCCUACAAGGAAUACGUAGCCGAGAAGAAGAAUAUUAGCCAGCUUACAGAGGAGGACAAAUUCUUAAUGCAACUCGCUAAGGUUGAGAGGAUAUCAGCGAAGCUGUCCAUUAUGAGCUACAUGGGCAACUUCUUCGACAACAUUCACCUGAUAACGCCUCAGAUCCACGCCAUCAUAUCUGGUUCAUCGUCGGUUAAGUCUUCGCAGAAGUUGAGGAAUGUUCUGGAGAUUAUUUUAGCGUUCGGUAACUACCUGAACAGCAGUAAGCGCGGUCCCGCGUACGGUUUCAAGCUCCAAUCGUUGGACACUCUCAUGGAUACAAAGUCAACGGACAAGCGGAUAUCAUUGCUACACUACAUUGUAGCCACCAUCAGGCAGAACUUCCCCGAGCUCAUGAACUUCGACACAGAGUUGCUAUACAUCGAUAAAGCUGCUCAAGUGUCGCUAGAGAACGUGGUAGCCGACGUAUGCGAGCUGGAGCGCGGCAUGGAAGCGGUGCGGCGCGAGUGUGAAGCGAGGGACUCGCACCGGGCCUCCCAUCCGCACGUGCUGAGGGACUUCCUCAACAACGCCGCCGACAAGCUGCGCCGGCUGCGGACCGAGACCAAGCACGCGCAGGACUCGUUCGCAUCUUGCGUGGAGUACUUCGGCGAGGCGCCGCGCGGAUGCGACGCUAACGCUUUCUUCUCGCUGCUCGUGAGAUUCGCGAGAGCGUUCAAGCAAGCGGACGCAGAGAACGAGCAACGCCGCCGACUCGAGCAGGCCGCGCAGCAAGCCGACACCGUCGACCCGAACAAAGCCAAGCUCAUGCAGAAGAAACAACAGGAGGCUGUAAUCAACGAGUUAAAAACGAAGUCGCAGGCCGUCGGCGAAAAGAAACUGCUGCACCAAGACGAGGUAUACAACGGUGCGCUUGAAGACAUCCUACACGGGCUACGGAGCGAGCCGUACCGGCGGGCGGACGCCGUACGCAGGUCGCACCGGCGCCGGAUCAACUCGCACCGCCUCUCCAAAGGUCUGGACGAACUGGACGUAUGA